AUGCAUAUCUCUAUGCAGGUGUUGUCCCGGGGUUUUCAUAUCUAUCUAUCUAUCUAUCUAUCUAUCUAUCUAUCUAUCUAUCUAUCUAUCUAUCUAUCUCAUUCUGUUCACAUCUGUCUAUCUAUUUAUAUACCUCAUUAUGUUCAUAUCUAUCUAUCUAUCUAUCUAUCUAUCUAUCUAUCUAUCUAUCUAUCUAUCUAUCUCAUUCUGUUCACAUCUGUCUAUCUAUUUAUCUACCUCAUUCUGUUCAUAUCUAUCUAUCUAUCUAUCUAUCUAUCUAUCUAUCUAUCUAUCUAUUUCAAUCUAUUUUUAUUUAUAUCUCAGUCUAUCAUCAUCUAUCGCAGUCAAUUUCUAUGUAUGUAUGUCCACAUCUAUCUAUCUGUCUAUCUAUCUAUCUAUCUAUCUAUCUAUCUAUCUAUCUAUCUCAUCAGUUCCUAUGUAUGUAUGUAUCUAUCUGUCUAUGUCUGUCUAUCUAUCGCGGUAUGCCCACAUCUAUCUAUCUAUCUAUCUAUCUAUCUAUCUAUCUAUCUAUCUAUCAAAUUUUGUCUCGUCUAUCUUUCUAUUCUUCAGUCUAUUAUUUUCUAUUUAACUCAAUCUGUUAUUAACUAUCUCAGUCCAUUCCUAUGUAUGCAUGCAUGUAUGUAUCUAUUUGUCUAUCUAUCUAUCUAUCUAUCUAUCUAUCUAUCUAUCUAUCUAUCUAUCUAUCUAUCUAUCUAUCUAAUCUAG
Acanthosepion pharaonis is the source of this 726-nucleotide messenger RNA. NCBI's taxonomy places the organism in Eukaryota, Metazoa, Mollusca, Cephalopoda, Sepiida, Sepiidae. The record is from the annotation of a GenBank genome assembly.